UCUGGCGAGCAGAGCGACAGUCAGUCCUAGCAACAUGGCGCUCAAGGCACAAGUCGGUCAAAAGAUUAUGAAUGAGGUGAUCAAGCAAAAGAAGAAGACAACAGGUGGGGUGGAAUGGCGGAUCUUGGUGGUGGAUCAGCUCGCCAUGAGGAUGGUAUCCGCGUGCUGCAAGAUGCACGAUAUCAGCGCUCAGGGUAUCACUUUAGUGGAGGAUAUCAAUAAGAAACGCGAGCCUCUGCCGACAAUGGAGGCCAUUUACCUCAUCACGCCCUGUAAUUCAUCGGUGCAGAAAUUGAUCGACGACUUUAGUAAUCCGGCAAGAACUACUUACAAGGUCGCCCACGUGUACUUUACGGAAGUAUGCCCGGAGGAGCUGUUCAAUGAAAUCUGCAAGUCUCUCGCCGCUAAAAAGGUCAAAACCCUCAAAGAGAUCAACAUCGCAUUCCUGCCAUACGAAUCGCAGGUCUUCUCAUUGGACUCACGUGAAACGUUCGCUUGCUUUUACAAUCCCUCUUUCUCCAACUUGAGAGCGGCUAAUAUGGAGCGCAUCGCCGAACAAAUUGCAACACUCUGUGCCACUCUUGGGGAAUAUCCGUCGGUCAGAUAUCGCAGUGAUUUCGAUCGCAAUGUUGAACUCGCUCAAUUGGUGCAGCAAAAACUAGACGCAUACAAGGCUGAUGAACCGACAAUGGGAGAAGGACCUGAGAAAGCACGUUCUCAACUAUUGAUUCUAGAUAGAGGAUUUGAUUGCGUCUCACCACUGUUGCAUGAGCUUACGUUGCAAGCCAUGGCAUAUGAUUUGUUAGAUAUUGAUAAUGACGUUUAUAGAUUCGAGGCAACAGCAGGUCAAGAAAAAGAAGUAUUAUUGGAUGAAAACGAUGAUUUAUGGGUUGAACUCAGGCAUCAACAUAUUGCUGUAGUGUCUCAGAAUGUGACUAAAAAUUUGAAAAAGUUUACAGAAUCAAAAAGAAUGCCGCAAGGUGAUAAGCAGAGUAUGCGUGACUUGUCGCAGAUGAUCAAAAAGAUGCCGCAAUAUCAAAAAGAAUUGAGCAAAUACGCCACGCACUUGCAAUUAGCCGAAGACUGCAUGAAGCGUUAUCAAGGAAACGUAGAUAAACUUUGUAAAGUCGAGCAAGACUUAGCUAUGGGUACCGAUGCGGAGGGUGAACGCAUCAAAGAUCAUAUGCGAAAUAUCACACCAAUUUUACUAGAUCAGACCGUGAAUCAUUUGGACAAGUUGCGAAUCAUAGCUUUAUAUGUCAUUAGCAAAAAUGGCAUCACUGAUGAGAAUCUUAAUCGUUUGGUUCAUCAUGCCCAAGUGUCCGUUGAUGAUAAACAGACUAUCGUCAAUAUAGCAAAUCUCGGCAUCAAUGUUGUUGUAGAUAGUAAUCGCAAAAAGUUAUAUACGGUACCACGUAAGGAAAGAAUCACGGAACAAACGUACCAAAUGAGUCGUUGGACUCCAAUCAUUAAGGACGUCAUGGAGGAUUCCAUCGAGGAUAAACUUGAUUCUAAACAUUUUCCAUUUCUCGCUGGACGUGCAGCCAGUUCAGGAUAUCAUGCACCAACCAGCGCGCGAUAUGGACACUGGCACAAAGACAAAGGUCAACAGACUAUUAAAAAUGUCCCUCGAUUAAUCGUUUUCAUAGUUGGUGGCGUAUGUUUCUCUGAAAUACGAUGUGCAUAUGAAGUUACAAAUGCAUUGAAAAAUUGGGAAGUUAUAAUUGGCUCAUCCCAUAUAAUUACACCAAAAUCAUUUUUGAAUGACUUGAGUAAAGUGCACGUCUAAAUUAUCAUAUAGCUAAAAGAAGAGAUGACCAUACAUUCCGAAUCUGCCGCUAGUUUCGACUCCAUCAGUAAUACCAGCUAUAAAGUCAUCAAUGAUCUCUCAAAUACGAAAUUAAGAAACUAAAUAACGAACAAACAGUCAAUUCUUUAAGGAAGAUGGUGAAACUCAUUUGAACAAAAAACAUCGAGCGUAUGCAAGUAUUCUAUAAUAUAGCUGUCAGUUGAGUAAUAUAUAAAAGUAUUCGUGUAUUAGUCAAGCACGAAGACUCUUGAUCGAUCAGAUAAGUCAUCUAGAAUCAAGUGCCUGCGCGAAUACAGAAUCACUAGAGAUCGACACGUUGGCAAUACUGAUGUAGAUCGCACCAAGAUGUGUAAUGGUAUUGGGCAAUCGAGCCUUUAGCAAAGCUUUAGAGAUAUAUUCAUAUGCAUUAUGUCACUCUUUGUCUGUAAUAAGGAGAGGAAUUUGUGAAGAUCUAUGUGUCUCGUAGAAGAGAAUCGUGAUAUUUCUGUACAUUUCUCUUAUUAUUAAUAUUUUGUGUUAACUUCCGCUCGUUGAAAAAUGAUGACUGAGUUGACAUCUAAAAUGUAGAUCGUUUUUAUUUAGUAUACUUUUGCUGUACUUUUACUUGGUAUACUUUUAAAAAAAAAUCAUAAUUUUAUUAUAAUAGAGAAAUAUCUCAAAUCUAAAUGUCACGUCGCAAUUCACUUUAUUCUCUUAUCUUCUCUUCCCUUAUCACUAUCAAGUACCAGUAUGAUAUGAAGAUUAUUUAUCUGACAUUAUUAUUUCUCUAAUUAAUGGUACUGGAUGUAAAAUAAAAUCUCUAAUGUGUAUGAACCUAAUACUUAUACUUCUUUUGUAACUUAUUUAUUUUUACUUUAAUAAUUUUAUGCAAUAUUCUAAUUUUCGAGCUAUCUAAUUGUUAAUUUAGACUAUAUUCAAUGUAAUUCUCCUAAGGAUAGUUUCAAUAUAUUCAGCAAAUGUUCAGCACUUUCUUUGACAGAAACGACUACUUACUUCUAUUGAAUACAAUGCCGAUACAGUUAUAAUACUGUACUCAUAUGUAUGUAUGUAUCGUAAGAUUUAUUGCAAUAUCGAACCGCAAUUGUUAUGCGAUUGUGGUAAAGAAGUGCUUUCGACGAGAAGUUUGCGCCUGUCGAUGAAUAACAAUGGUAAUAUUCGUUAAUGUAAUGUCAAUAAAUGUUGCGAUCUAUUAGCGGAGAGAUUAUUAUAAAGUUAAAUGAUAUUUAUAAAGUAUAUCCUGUUGUGUUAUACAUAUAUAUGUAUAUAUAUGUAUGUAGAUUAUAGUUGGAACAAAAUGUUCUGCUUAUAAAGGCCUAAAAUGCGCUCUA
Molecule: messenger RNA, 3138 nt
Organism: Camponotus floridanus (Florida carpenter ant)
Lineage: Eukaryota; Metazoa; Arthropoda; Insecta; Hymenoptera; Formicidae
Gene: Rop
Product: protein ROP
Exons: 11
Coding region: 35-1789 (584 amino acids)
Biological process (GO): vesicle-mediated transport; intracellular protein transport; neurotransmitter secretion
Cellular component (GO): secretory granule; plasma membrane
Molecular function (GO): syntaxin binding
Source: RefSeq, a predicted model, not a curated record